This is a messenger RNA of Balearica regulorum gibbericeps (East African grey crowned-crane), 306 nucleotides long. It is a transcript of the gene MSMB, whose product is annotated as microseminoprotein beta. The record is from RefSeq and is a predicted model, not a curated record. Lineage: Eukaryota; Metazoa; Chordata; Aves; Gruiformes; Gruidae.
AUGGGCAUCAUAGUGACACUGGGUGAUGCAUACUGCUUUUCUAAAAUAAACAAGCCAGGGGAGGCCGACAAAGGCUGUAUCCUGGAUGGAAAACCGUAUCCCUUUGGAGACAUCGCUAGGACACAUAAUUGCUUUAGAUGCAGCUGCAGCCAGGAUGCAAUGCGCUGCUGCUCCCUCUUUCAUACUCCUAUUGGUUUUGACAAAGUGAACUGUAAAGUCGUUUUCAACAAGGAAAGCUGUGACUAUGACGUGGUGCAGAAGAGUGACCCCUCAAAGGAGUGCCCCGUCUUUUCUCGUGUGGGCUAA